This is a messenger RNA of Naegleria lovaniensis, 987 nucleotides long. RefSeq lists its product as uncharacterized. NCBI's taxonomy places the organism in Eukaryota, Heterolobosea, Eutetramitea, Acrasida, Naegleriidae. Gene Ontology annotation, molecular function: cysteine-type deubiquitinase activity. The transcript has a single exon. The record is from RefSeq and is a predicted model, not a curated record. Gene Ontology annotation, biological process: protein deubiquitination. The coding region runs from base 1 to 987 and encodes 328 amino acids.
AUGGGUCCAAGCUUUAUCUUCACCAACAACAGUUGGAGCAACACGUUCAUGAAAUUAGCGUCAUCACGUGGAUUAAAUGUGUUAGGAUCCUUUAGAUUUGACCACUUUUUGAAAGCGAGUAAAUGUACCAAUUCCAAACGGAUAAAUGCUUUCGAUUUAUUUCAUUCAUCAUCAUCGUUUCAAACACAUAACAAGACGACAAGUUUACUAUCAAGGGCAGCAACACAAACGAGAACAGUUUUGAACAUUUCCAUUGGAUUAUACAUGUUGAUGAAUACAAACGUAUUGAAUCAACCCUAUUCCGAUUCUUCAAAGCUUCUCUUCUUAUGGGGCAGUAAAAAGACCCAACAAUCAUCGGGAACGACCGAUCCCCAACCUCCAUCAUCCAAUCCCAAUGAUAAUCAUGAUGGAACUAUGGCUCAAUCAAGCUCUAUAAUCAAUAAUCAUCCUAAUUCGAACACAUCCAACCACAAGCCUCCCAAAAUGAAAAUCAUCAAAGUCAAGCCUGAUGGUAAUUGUCUAUUCAGAGCAGUAUCUAUGGGCCUCUACAACACAGAAGAGUAUCAUCUCCAGCUACGAUUAGCAGCCGUAGAUUGGAUGAGAUCGCAUCUAGAUACUGAAAUUGAUAAAGGUCUCCGAUUGAGGCAUGCAUUAAUUCUAGAUGGACCAGGAGAUAAUAACAACAACAACGAUAUUGAGAGGUAUUAUUUAAGAAAUAUGCAAUGCUUGGGGGUAUGGGGAGAUUUUAAUUGUCUGGUUGCUCUUGCACACUGUUUGAAACAACCCCGAGUGCACUUUAAAAUUGCCAUCUUGAGUCGUCAUAAUUAUGGUGUUGCCCGGAGAGGAAAUCAGAAAAUUGAAUCCAUUGUGGAUGUUCAAUCACCAAUGCUAUCGACAACAGAUAAGGAUGAAAAGGUGAUUACUGUAUGGCUGGCAUUCAAUCAGUUGAAUAAUCAUUACGACUGGAUUCAAAUUGGAACGGAAUAG